GAUUUCAUCCAAUCAGCGAGGUCCAAGUUUAAACAUGGCGUCUCCCGUCAGCUGCAGAACAUUAUCGGUGUUUCUUUUUCUUAUGUUAUUCAUAUCGGUGCAUUGUACAAACACAAAAGCUAAGAAGAAAAAGGACAUACGGGAUUAUAAUGAUGCUGAUAUGGCAAGACUGCUGGAGGAGUGGGAGAAAGAUGAUGACAUUGAGGAGGGUGACUUACCCGAGCACAAAAGAUCUCCUCCACCCAUUGACUUCUCCAAAAUAGAUGCGUCCAAACCAGAAGACCUCCUGAAGAUGUCUAAGAAAGGAAAGACCCUGAUGGUGUUUGCCUCUGUGUCAGGAAGUCCGACAGAGAAAGAGACGGAAGAGAUAACCAGCUUGUGGCAGGGAAGCCUCUUCAAUGCCAACUUUGAUGUUCAGAGAUUUGUAGUGGGAUCUAACCGUGUCAUCUUCAUGCUGCGUGACGGGAGCUAUGCCUGGGAGAUUAAAGACUUCCUGGUGGCUCAGGACCGGUGCGAGGACGUCACUGUGGAGGGACAGGUGUACCCUGGGAUAGCUGCCAAGAAAGAUGGCAAGGGGAAGGAACAAAAUGAGACCAAGAAGAAAGGAGGCAAGAAAGCAGCCAACCAAGCGAAUAAAAGCAAGCAGGAGCUAUGAUACACAGGCCUCCAAGGCCUAAUGUCUUUAUAGAACACAGGACUGAAGAAAAGUUUCGCUAACAGGUGUUACCAGUGUACUCGAUGCCAAGGUCACUAGAGGUUGAAUAAAGUUAACUGAAAUUAAAUCAUCAAUCUUUGAUUUAGAGCUCUGUUUAAUUUUUUUUUCUGUAUUACUAUGACUCGCCUAAUUUUUUCACGGGAUGCCCAGGAAUGAUUUCAAGAAUAAACCAUUUUUAUAAUUA
Messenger RNA from Myxocyprinus asiaticus (Chinese sucker), 899 nucleotides. It is a transcript of the gene mesd, whose product is annotated as mesoderm development LRP chaperone. Gene Ontology annotation, biological process: protein folding. The transcript is spliced from 3 exons. The coding region runs from base 35 to 655 and encodes 206 amino acids. The record is from RefSeq and is a predicted model, not a curated record. NCBI's taxonomy places the organism in Eukaryota, Metazoa, Chordata, Actinopteri, Cypriniformes, Catostomidae.